Messenger RNA from Nicrophorus vespilloides, 938 nucleotides. RefSeq names its product E-selectin-like. Lineage: Eukaryota; Metazoa; Arthropoda; Insecta; Coleoptera; Silphidae. The record is from RefSeq and is a predicted model, not a curated record. The transcript is spliced from 3 exons. The coding region runs from base 123 to 593 and encodes 156 amino acids.
UAUAUGUAAAUAGAUUAAUGAAUUGAUUAAUCUCAUUAAACUUUGCUCUUUUUAUAAUUAAAAACUGCUUCGGUUAUCUCCAUUCGACGUCUCGUCCGCAUCGAACUUUGCCAGUCGCAAACAUGCAGCCUUCUUGGAUGCUUCUGGUGAUCAUUGCCAUGGCAACGGCAAAUCCAAUCACCGUAACUUCAAAAAAUAUCAGCAAGGGCGACAAAAAUCUUUUCGUGCAAAAGUUUUUCAAGGCGACGUUCUUUCAAGCAGCUAUGUUCUGCGCCAAUAUCGGUAUGGAAUUGGUCAGCUGCAACAACCAAAGAGAAUUCGACGAGGUGAACGAGUACCUCAUCAAAACUGUUCCACGAGAUGAGUUGAUCGAGUACUGGUCGGCCGGAGUUAAGAUCGAACCGAUGAAGUUUGGUUGGAUGAACACAGGUUUACCGGUUGAUUUGCCUGGAAUGUGGGGACCCGGAGAGCCCAACAAUAUUGGAAACGAAGAAUGCUUGGAGUUCAGUGUUAAGGGCAAAACUGGAAGAUUGUAUAUGAACGAUGCCAAUUGCUCUGUUCGCAAUUAUUUCAUCUGUCAGAAUAAAGUGUAGGAAACAUUACAUAAAGAAAAGAAGAUAGAAUAUGUAAGUGUCAUAAAAGAAGCGUUACUCACGUAUGUUGUUUUCAUGAAGACUUGUUAAUACUUUUCUAUUUGUAAACAAGAUAAUUCACGAUGCAACAACGCGCAUUUACAAACUAUGAAUGAGUUUAUAUUGAAUUUAAACAUUAAGUAAACUGCACAUCAUAAAAAUAUGCAACAACAUUGCUUUAUUUCUAAGUUGUUUGGAUACAAAAUAGUAACGUUUCUUUUAUGACAAGUAAAUAAGAUACCUUUCAAGAUAAUGUAAUAUUUGAUUUUUUUUUCACUUCUCUCUUAAAAUAAUAAUAAAAUAAUA